This is a messenger RNA of Siniperca chuatsi (mandarin fish), 8190 nucleotides long. RefSeq names its product multiple PDZ domain protein-like. NCBI's taxonomy places the organism in Eukaryota, Metazoa, Chordata, Actinopteri, Centrarchiformes, Sinipercidae. Bases 212 to 6718 code for a protein of 2168 amino acids. The record is from RefSeq and is a predicted model, not a curated record. The transcript has 51 exons. Gene Ontology annotation, molecular function: protein binding.
UCGGUGCCGCUAUCGCUGAAAAUGUCCAUAGCCAUAGAGGAUCGAGUUACACUACGCCCCAUCUUUAAGCCCCAGUCAGUGCGCCGUUAGCCGCAAGACAACAGAGGAUUCUGGCCGCCGAGAAAGUAAAGCCUCCACGCUCAUGCCUUGAAAAAGGGAGUUUGAAAUUGAUGUUAAUGGGGAGAAAUCACAUUCACCUGGAGUUCUGAAAAUGAUAGAAACAAUGGAUACACAGCGUGCCUUGCAGGCGGUGGAGCGUCUCCAGGCCAAACUGAAGGAGCGGGGGGAGGUGCCCACUGAGGAGAAGCUCAGCCUGCUCAAAUCAGUGCUCCAGAGCCCCCUCUUCCACCAGAUCCUGGCCUUGCAAAAGUCCGUCCAGCAUCUCAGAGACCAGGGGAAUGUUCCAGUGUCACGUGGGAGUGACCUUGGUGAUCACGUCACAGCAGUCAAGCCCAAUGGCGGCCAUGUUUCCUACACAGACACAUCAGCUGCCACACACAUCAAUGGCAAGACGUCAUCUGAAGAAUUUGAACACCUUAUUCACUCCAUGGCACAGGGGCGCAACGUGACACACGUGGACCUGCAGAAGCCAGUGUCAGGAGGCCUUGGCUUCAGCGUGGUGGGCCUAAAGAGCGAGAACCGCGGUGAACUCGGCAUCUUCAUUCAGGAAAUUCAACCAGGAAGUGUGGCUCACUGUGAUGGGAAGCUCAAAGAAGCUGACCAGAUCUUAGCCAUCAAUGGCCAGCCCCUGGACCAGACAGUGACCCACCAACAGGCUAUAGGCAUCCUGCAGAGUGCUUCAGAGAGGGUGCAGCUCACGGUAGCAAGAGGACCAGUACCUCAGCUGGCCAGUCCUGUGGUGUCACGCACGCCCUCUGCUGCCAGUACACUGUCAGCCAACUCCAGCGCGUGGCAGCAUGUGGAGACAAUUGAGCUGGUCAACGAUGGCACUGGUCUUGGCUUCGGCAUUGUGGGAGGAAAGACCACUGGGGUUAUUGUCAAAACCAUCCUUCCUGGAGGCAUAGCUGAUCAGGAUGGCCGCCUGCGAAGUGGGGACCACAUCCUGAGAAUCGGAGACACUGACCUGUACGGCAUGGGCAGCGAACAGGUGGCCCAGGUCCUCAGGCAGUGUGGCAACAGAGUGAAGCUGGUGGUUACCAGGGGUCCUGUGGACGAGAAUCCCUCUGUCUCUGCUAUCAUGCCUGUGAUGCUCCCCACUGUCAAUGAACAACAGGGCUGUGAAGAAGAGGAGGCUGAAGCAUUUGAUGUGAGCCUUACCAAGAACAUGCAGGGACUGGGGAUCACUAUUGCUGGCUAUGUUGGAGAUAAAAAUUCAGAGCCCUCUGGUAUUUUUGUUAAGAGCAUAACAAAAGACAGUGCUGUAGAUCAAGAUGGCCGUAUUCAUGUUGGAGACCAGAUAAUAGCUGUCGAUGGUGUAAACAUCCAGGGAUAUACCAAUCAACAGGCAGUGGAAGUGCUCAGACACACAGGCCAGACAGUCCACCUUAAGCUGAUCCGGCGGGGCUUCAGCCCUGAUGAGAUCCCCCCUGCUGUGGUCCCCAGUGUCCCUGUCCUGCCCCCUUCCACCACCAUCCCCACCACCACCACCGUCAUGAGGGAGCUAGAGCUGGAGAGGAAGAAGGCUGAAGAGGCUGCUCAAGUCACCACAGAUGAAAAGCCACUCCAGACAAAGAGUGACGCAUCUGAUGUCAGCCUAGCCACGGAUCAGCUAACAGAAGACAAACGUGGGAUGAAGCUAACACCCUUUGAAGAGGAAGAACUAAUGAAGAAGUGGCAGGAGAUUCUGGGUCCAAGUAACGAAGUUGUUGUGGCUCAGGUAGAGAAGUUUAGUGAGAACAGUGGCCUGGGCAUCAGUCUAGAGGCCAACAGUGGGCAUCAUUACAUCCGCUCUGUUCUACCUGAGGGACCUGUUGGUCGCUGUGGCAAGCUGUUCAGUGGAGAUGAACUGCUUGCGGUAAAUGGUAUAUCCCUAAUUGGUGAGACCCACAAGGAAGUAGUCAGAAUCUUGAAGGAGCUUCCACUAUGUGUAUACAUGACAUGCUGUAGGCCCGCCCCUCACCUGCAGAUUGACAUGGAUGCUGUCCAACCAGAGUCGGAAGCUUUGUCCAGAACACCUGAAUUAAAGAAACAAAUAGACCUGAGCAGCGUUCUGGUUGCUGAAAACACAGAGGUGAACGCAGCGGCAGCGACACAGACACAGGAUAAUGUGACAGAGGAGGCGAUAGGCUCUCCUUUGGCUAUGUGGGAGUUGGAGAUCCAGAAUAUCGAGCUUGAAAAGGGAGAAGGGGGAUUGGGAUUCAGCAUUCUGGACUACCAGGACCCACUGGACCCCGCUAAGACGGUGAUCGUGAUUCGCUCUCUGGUUCCCAGCGGUGUGGCCGAGCAGGAUGGCAGACUGUUGCCAGGAGACCGACUCAUGUAUGUUAACACCACCAACCUGGAGAACGCCAGCCUGGAGGAUGCUGUCCAGGCCCUGAAGGGGGCCAAGCUCGGCAAGGUCCAGAUAGGAGUUGCCAAACCACUGCCUGGAAUAUGUGGAUAUUCCCACUCUCCACACCCAUAUGGUGAGCAGGAAAUUACUUCAUCAUCCACCAUCCGUUCAUUUGACUUCAACAAUAUUUUGGUUGAAGAAGGAGAGGAAGAAGAACUGACUGAGGGCAUCGUUUACCGAGCAGAGCCUGCAUUGAUUGACACCAGCGAAGCAGACCUGUCUGAUGAAAAGGUCUUAGAUCACACCUACUCUGGGAUAGAGGAUGACACUUUCCAGGCAUCCAUGAUUGCUCUUCAUGGUAGCAGCUGUAGUGCAGACUUGGAUUACCUGCAUUCAUCUACGCCCAAGCUGACAGCUCGCCUGGACUUGUUGGAUGAGCAUCCCUGCUUUGCAACACCGCCCGGCCUUGCCGACAACACUCAAGUGUUCUCUCUGGAGAAGUCUGCCUCUUUCACUUCUCCGAGUUUGAGAGGUCACGUCCCGGCUUUUAACACAAUACUAAGCAGUUCUGAUCAGUACCUGGCACAACACUCAACCAAUGAAGACCCAGCAGAGUGCUCAAACUCAUACAGCCCGUUUGCUGAAAUAGGGACCAGAUCUAAUGUCCCAGACGAACCUAUGGAGCCUCUUCCCUAUCAGAAGGAGCCACCCAUGUCUUUCGGAGAUAUUGAAGUUAUAAAGAUUUUGAUGAAGGAUGAGGAGGCUGGUGCAAAAGAAGACGGUGACAAGGAAGUACUGACCUCAGGGAGCAAUUUUGAAAGGACUAUCACAGUUGUCAAGGGCAACUCCAGCCUUGGGAUGACAGUGAGUGCCAUGAAAGAUGGUUUGGGAAUGCUGAUCCGCAGUAUAAUCCAUGGCGGGUCCAUUAGCCGUGAUGGACGUCUGGGUGUUGGUGAUCUCAUCCUGGCCAUCAAUGGAGAGCCCACAGCCAACCUGACCAAUGCUCAGGCUCGCGCCAUGCUGAGGAGACACUCUCUCAUUGGACCAGACCUGGGAUCUGCUUGUGCACCUGAGGACGAUCUGUGCCCAUUUUAUGUCAUCACAUAUGUUCCAGCAGAGUAUCUGGAAGAGUACAAGGCCAGCCUAGAGCAGGCUAAAGAUGAUGUCUUCUCUGAAACAGCUCCAGUCCCAGUUCCAGCUCCAAAAGAUAUUCCUAACCUCCCUGAACGGGAAGAUGGAGAGGGAGAGGAGAGUGCCUCUUACAGCAACUGGAACCCACCUAAGAAAGUGGAGCUCUUCCGAGAGCCAGGCAAGUCCCUGGGUAUCAGUAUAGUCGGGGGCCGAGGGAUGGGCAGCCGGCUGAGCAAUGGAGAGGUGAUGAGAGGCAUUUUUAUCAAGCAUAUUCUGGAGGACAGUCCUGCUGGACAGAACGGGACCCUGAAGACAGGAGACAGGAUUGUAGAGGUGGAUGGAGUAGACCUAAGAGAUGCUAGUCACGAGGAGGCAGUUGAGGCCAUACGCAGGGCAGGUAACCCUGUCUCCUUUUUGGUCCAGAGUAUUAUCCACAGGCCCAGGCCUGAGUCAAUAUAUAGCUCAGCUCCAUCACCUGCUGUAGAGCAACACACCGCCGCUUUCACAUGCAUGCCACAUCGCACAUGUCAGAGGCCACCCCUGCCCUUUCUGCAGCUAAAUAGCCACCGCGGGUCAAGCCUUUGCUGCACUAAUCAAACCUACUUAGCACCUGCCUUACCUCAGCAGUCAUCGUUAACAGACUCCAGUGAGGAGAGAGCUGCAGCUGUGACAAGGGACAACAAGGACAAGGAGGGUGACAGUCACAAUAGACUUUUCCUCCGCCUCUCCCCAACUAACCCUUUCACUCCUACCCCGUUUAAGCCGGCGAAGCGUGAAGCGGCGAAGGCAUCUCCCACCAGCACUUUCCUCCUCCUGCCAGUGGUGCCCCAUGUGGGAGAGACUGAUACAGACACGCUGACAGAGAUUCCUGGCAGACCUGCUGAGGCAGAGGAGGAGAAUGAGGAGGAGGUGGAGGAUGAGUUUGGAUACAACUGGAAGAACAUAAUCCAGCGCUAUGGCAGCCUCCCAGGUGUCCUACACAUGAUCGAGCUGGAGAAAGGCAAGACAGGCCUGGGCCUCAGCCUGGCGGGGAACAGGGACCGCUCUCGCAUGAGUGUGUUCGUGGUGGGAAUAGACCCCAACGGGGCGGCCGGCAGGGACGGGCGUAUGGUAGUGGGGGAUGAGCUUCUGGAGAUCAAUGGGCAAGUCCUUUAUGGCCACAGUCACCAGAAUGCAUCCUCCAUAAUCAAGAGCUCUCUAUCCAAAGUCAAAAUCAUCUUUGUCAGGAACACAGAGGCGCUGAACCAGAUGGCUGUGGGACCGGUGAGAGAACAUGAGGGAGACACAAUGGAGCCCCACACUGAGCUAGAAACAACUGCUGCUAAUGGCGAUGCCGAUACUUCAGAUUAUGUGCAUCACAUCAUAAAGCUGAAGGAGGACGGAGGACUUGGCAUCACCUUUGUGGAGGGGAACACUGAGAGUGGAGUUGAGAUUCAGAGUAUAUCUGAAGUGAAAGGACACACAGGCAAAGAGGGCUGCAUGAAACCAGGGGACAAACUCUUAGCUGUGAAUGGUGAAUCAGUGCAAGGCUACACUGUGGAAAAGGUCAGUUCUCUACUGAGAAAAGCCAAAGGUCCAGUGAAGCUAACCUUCUCUACAAAUGAGUCCUCCUUCUCCUCUCCCCAGUCAACCUGCCAUGACAGGGGUUGCUCGGGUGGCGUCCUUGCCAGCCUACCCAGCAUUCCUAGUGCCACUGUGACUACCCUGAGUCAAGCAGAGGCGGAAGCAGUCACUAGUCAGAGUCGCUCGUCCACCCCUUCCACUCUGGCCUGUGACCCGGCAACCUGUCCUAUCAUCCCCGGCUGUGAGACCACCAUCGACAUCUCCAAGGGCCACACAGGUCUGGGCCUUAGCAUCGUGGGAGGCUGUGACACCCUGCUGGGGGCCAUCAUUAUCCAUGAAGUUUAUGAAGAAGGGGCAGCCUCAAAAGAUGGCCGGCUUUGGGCAGGAGACCAAAUCCUAGAGGUGAAUGGUAUCGACCUGCGUGAAGCCAGUCAUGAUGAAGCCAUCAAUGUGCUGCGGCAGACCCCGCAGAGAGUUCAGCUGACGGUCUACAGGGACGAGACCCAGUACAAGGAGGAAGACCUGUGGGACUCCUUCACUGUAGAGCUGCACAAGAAGCCUGGCCAGGGCCUGGGCCUGAGCAUUGUAGGGAGGAGAUCACGGGACCACAGGAAUGACACAGGAGUAUUUGUGUCCGACAUUGUGAAAGGAGGUUUGGUGGACACUGACGGCCAACUGAUGCAGGGCGACCAGAUCCUGUCAGUCAAUGGUGAGGAUGUCAGGUCGACCACUCAGGAGGCCAUGGCUGCACUACUCAAGUGCUGUGUGGGGCCUAUAAAAAUGGAAGUAGGGAGGUUUAAGGCAGGCCCCUUCCACUCUGAACGAAGGCUGUCUCAAAGUAGUCAGAUGAGUGAAACAUGCAGCUCCAAGGUGGCCUCUCAGUCAUGUUCAGAAUCUGGAAACCUUCCUGAUGACACUGACAAACUAAGUCUGGAUUCUUCAGAGCAUCAGGACACCAGAACAGUCGAGUUCACUAAAGGCCCCAAUGAUUCUCUGGGUAUCAGUAUAGCAGGCGGCGUGGGGAGCCCUCUGGGUGAUAUACCAAUCUUUAUCGCCAUGAUGAAUCCCAUCGGAGUGGCUGCACAGACCCAGAAGCUCAAGAUUGGGGACCGAAUCGUCAGUAUUUGUGGAACCUCUGCUGAAGGCAUGAGCCACUCACAGGCUGUCACUCUCCUCAAGAACGCCACGGGCACAAUACAGCUGCAGGUAGUAGCGGGCGGUGACACCACUGUUACUGGUCCCUCUCAGGAGCAGGCAGCUGGAGGUCUUACACCCAGCUGCAUCUUCCAGGAUGACCUCGGCCCACCUCAGUAUAAGACCAUCACUCUUGGAAGAGGACCAGACGGACUGGGUUUCAGUAUAGUCGGAGGGUACGGCAGCCCCCAUGGAGAUUUGCCGAUCUAUGUUAAAACAGUAUUUGGAAAGGGGGCAGCAGCCGAGGACGGCCGUCUGAAGAGAGGAGACCAGAUAAUGGCCGUUAACGGGCAGACUCUGGAGGGCGUCACUCAUGAAGAAGCCGUAGGCAUCCUGAAAAGGACCAAAGGAACUGUCACGCUCACUGUGCUAUCAUAGACACACAUAUGCAAACACUCACAAAUACACACACACUAUCUUCACUACUUAUACCCAAAAUUAAUUCACAUCUAUAAAGACUGAAACUAAGUAGGUGUGAUGUCAUGUCUAUCAGUAGGAGAACUCAAACCAGCAAUAUUUCACAACUAGAAGAUUGUGCUAAAAUCAUCAAAUGUUCACCUGUGAAAAUAUGCACACUGAAAUAUGAACAACCAUACACUGAUAAUCAUGAAGAAGCUUAUUGCUCAAUGUAGCUUUGAACACUGUGAUCCACGUAAGCCUACUGCAACUAGACUUAUGUAUUGCUCCAAAAAUAGUAUGCAAAGUAGAUAUAUGAAUUCAUAAAUAGUUUUCCAUACAUUUAACAGUUUUAAUUAGUUGUAUAUGAAUCUCAAAGAGAGUGUAAAUAGUGUUAGAAACAGAGAUUAACUCACUCACAUUCCAUGGCUCUGGUAUGAAGUAUUCACUGAACAUUGUGGCUCAAGUAUUUUGCUCUUUCCUGUAUUGAAAUUAAUUGAUUGUGAGAUCAGUAUUUUCAGGAGUAUUUUACAGCAGACAGCACCCCAAAGCAAUAUAGGAAUAUUUCUACAGAGGAGAGACCUAUUUUUCAAGGUUUUUUACAGUCUGGGGUCUACUUAUAGGGGGACCUCCCACUAAAUUCAGAGUAUAAACAGCAUGAAAAUGCCCUUGAGGCAAUUAACAGAUUAGCAGGAUUUAGCUAAUGGCUAUAUUAGCUGAUAAUAGCAUUAUUUGUCUUUUACAUUGCACUGCUGUUGGCAAUUCAUCAUGCUGAUUUUCCUGAAAGACUGAUGCUGCUGUAACUGGUGUUAAUCAAUGUAUCAUAAAGUCACUGUUGUUUUAGCAAAAGUGGCCAAGAGAGCAUUUUGUUAGUGCUGAAGGCUAUAGACGUCUGAUAUUGUAAAUACACAGUGUGUUAACACUUCCCUGAAGGGAAAGAUGUGAAAUCCUUAAUGUCUUGGUCCUUAAACUAAGAACGUUUGAGUGUACACUUAACUACUUAAUUGUGUUUGUGUGUGUGUGUCUGUGUGUGUGUGUGGGCGUGUGUGUGCGUAUGACCUGGAAUAUAGUGCUGCUAAAGCCGAUAUAUAAGGUAUUAUGUCACAAUAUUUGGAUUUUUUAAAAAGUAUUAAUUAAUGUUCACUUCAUGAAAGUGCACAGAAAUGUAAAUGACCUAUCUUGGUAGGAAUGGACAAGUGGUUCUUCCUAAGUGUUUAACUUGUCAAAUGAUUAUAUAAUGGACCUGAGCUCAUUCUGACCUCAUUAUUUACCCAAAACAAAGUCAUCUAGUGUGUAGUUUCUGAAGUCAUUAGGCAUGUGUUAUGUGGUCUAGUUUCAGAGAAAGUUGUCUAUUUUCUGUCUAAUCACCUUAAAUAUGUGGCUCUAGUACUGUUAAUGGUGACAGUAUUGAAUUUAUUCACACUGAAUUAAAUAAAAGUGACCUUUGGAUUCAA